Molecule: messenger RNA, 639 nt
Organism: Prunus armeniaca (apricot)
Lineage: Eukaryota; Viridiplantae; Streptophyta; Magnoliopsida; Rosales; Rosaceae
Source: the annotation of a GenBank genome assembly
AUGGAUCUUGAUGUAUACAAAGCCACAAAAGAAGGCAAUAUUGAUGUCCUUCAGCGACACAAAGAGCAUAUUCACCAAAUACUGACUUCAACCAAGAACACAGUCCUCCAUAUUUAUAUCGCAUGCGGCGGCAACCUAUCGUUGAUUGAGUCUGAACAAGUAGCACACAAGCCAAGCAACAUUGUGGAGAAGAUAUUGGAAAUGUGCCCAGCACUACUAUGGCAGUCCAAUGUAAGUGGUGAGAUUGCUUUGCACAUUGCUGCGAGACACGGUUGCUCUGAUAUAGUUGCAGUUCUUGUCAAGGCUACAAAAGCUUGUCAUGGAGACCUUGGCCAAGUGGUCAAAGAAGCCUGGCGGUGUUUAAUCAAGACAACCAAGAAGGGCAAGGACACAGCCUUGCACGAGGCAACACGCUUUAAUCACCUAAAUGUGGUGGAGAUAUUGACCAAAGAAGAUACUGAAUUUUCCUACUAUGCUAAUGAUAGUGGCAACACACCACUUUACUUGGCUGCUGAGAGGGGAUACCGUGAUUUGGAGACUUGCAAAUAUCCAACUUAUGGAGGCCGUAAUGGUAGAACAGCUUUGCACGCUACAGUGGUCUGCAAUGAUGAAUUUAUGUACAUAAUUAGCACCCAUUAG